Molecule: messenger RNA, 801 nt
Organism: Talaromyces amestolkiae
Lineage: Eukaryota; Fungi; Ascomycota; Eurotiomycetes; Eurotiales; Trichocomaceae
Exons: 1
Coding region: 1-801 (266 amino acids)
Source: RefSeq, a predicted model, not a curated record
AUGGCAUCCACCAAAGCAUCCCUCUCAAUAACCCACAUCGGCACCGCAACCUCCAUCAUCGACAUCGACGGUGUCAAACUCCUCACAGAUCCCUUCUUCUCCCCAGCCGGAACAGAAUGGGACGUCGGCGCUACCAUACUAAAAAAUACCGAUACCCCAGCCUUAAGUCUUGAGACCCUCCCACCCAUCGACGCAAUCCUACUCAGCCAUGAAGAUCAUCCUGACAACUUAGAUGAGCUUGGUCGUCGUCUUCUCGAUGGCCGUCACGUACUCACCACUAUCGACGGUGCCAGGAAGCUUGCACCUAGACCUGGUGUCCGUGGCCUCAAGCCCUGGGAGACAGUGGCCCUGGUCGCCGGCGGGAAGACAUUCCGCGUAACCGGUACACCAUGCCAGCAUCUCCCCGGCGGCGAAUGCACAGGCUUCAUUGUUGAGUACGACGGCUUCGGCACAAGUUCAGACGGACGACCAAACGCAAUCUACAUCUCCGGCGACACCGUCUAUGUCGAAGAACUUGCCCGCACCAUCCCGCCAAAAUGGAACAUCACAGUCGCCAUUCUGAACUUUGGGAAAGCUCAAGUCCCAACGUCAGAUGGAGGUUCGCUUCAGAUUACGAUGGAUGGGAAGCAGGGUGCUCGACUAUUUCGGGAGCUUGGGGCAGAUGUUCUUGUACCGAUGCACUUUGAGUCUUGGGGUCAUUUCACGCAGUUUGGGGAUGAGCUCAGACGGGAUUUCGAGGAGGAGGGUGUUGGAAAACAGGUUUACUGGUUGACUCCUGGGCAGCCAAAGAAGCUUCUAUAA